Molecule: messenger RNA, 1642 nt
Organism: Rhagoletis pomonella (apple maggot)
Lineage: Eukaryota; Metazoa; Arthropoda; Insecta; Diptera; Tephritidae
Product: zinc finger and SCAN domain-containing protein 12-like
Exons: 1
Biological process (GO): regulation of transcription by RNA polymerase II
Molecular function (GO): RNA polymerase II cis-regulatory region sequence-specific DNA binding; DNA-binding transcription factor activity
Source: RefSeq, a predicted model, not a curated record
AUGGUGUGUCGUGUCAAACCACCAACGAUGCAAGAUCCAACGAGUUGCAAUGAUUGCGAUUCGAAGACAAGCGCUAUAACAGCAGCAAUGCGUCCACAGCUUUCCGUAUCGCCUUCUGCCUCACCAGACAAACUUCAAACAUCACCAUUAUCUAUGUCGCCGCCAUUACCAUUGCCACAACUUCCCGCAAAGCCUCCAGUAUCUAGUGGUCGGAUAUGGGAUGUUCCAGCAACUAGUGCGGUAUCCAUUGUAAGUUCUACUGCAACAAAUAGUAAUAGCAAUAUAAAAGGAUCGUCGAAAUCUGUACAAGAACCAACCACCAAUUCUUCAUCUCCCAAGCGACCUAGCUCGACAACUUUGCUCAAUUCGGAAAUGCCGUCGUUGGUGCCUAUAAAUGCGCCGAUUACAGUUCAAAAGACAGUAACCACCGGCACGCAGUUACUACCUGACAACAUUCCAGUUUUUCAUCGGCAUAACUACAAUCAACAAGGCAUUGUAACACGUAAGGAGUUUUCUUGUCCGUUGUGUCAGCGUCCAUUCGGUACGCGUCACAAUCUGAAACGCCACUUUAUGAUACACACCGGCGAAAAGCCAUUUUCUUGUAAUAAAUGUCGCAAACCGUUCAGAGAAUACUCAACGCUGAAGAAGCACAUGGUGACACAUCAACGAGAUCGGUAUUAUAAAUGUCUCCAUUGUCCGAGAAAAUAUAGAGACUACUUAGAGUACAGUGAACACAAGAAAGCUCACGCAAACGAGAAUGAUGAUGAUGAUGAUGAUGACAAUGCUAAUUUUGACCAGCAACAACUAAGUUCGUCCAGCAGCACAUCCAGCCCGCAAAAGCGGGCAAAAACGCGCUACGAUAGUAGUUAUGAUUCAAACGAAGAAGAUUCUUCCACGGAAGAUUGGCUCGAGUGCUGCGAGUGUAAACAACGUUUCACAGAAAUCGAGUCGUACACCAAGCAUUUGAAAGAACAUGAUCCAUCUGUGUAUCUCUAUGAAUGCUAUAUUUGCAAGAAAACUUUCGAACUACGCGACGAAUUAGUGGAGCACGUGAGUGCUUGUAAGGAGGAACUGCGCGAGACUGCAUUACAACGAGCAACUUGUUUCAAUUAGAAAUACUUACUCUUCCAAAAGUAACAUACUAAUCGUCUAGAAUUAUGCCGGCCAAUGCAAUUUUUGAUACAUCACAGCAAGACUGUGGAGGAAUUUAUAUAUCAAACGGUAGAAAAAAAUAUUUCCUCUAAAAGUACACCUCCGGUGCAGUUCUGAUAUGAUGAAGCUCAUAACGCAUCUGAUAUUCGACAGCGGGCUUACAAACCUCAAUUUGUCGGAUAACAAAAAGACGCUAAUCACAAAUCAUAGUAGAAGCUCAAAUAAUACAUAAAUUCAUACAUACAUACUUAUAUACCGAAGAUAGAACCGGCAUCUGAAAUAAAUGUACUAUCAUUCCAGAUAUUUUUAUAGCAAUAUUAAGCAAAAUGAACGUAGUAAGAAGUACUUAAGCAUUCCUGUUUUGUUGUAAUUAACACUUAAACGAUCUUCCUUUUGGAAAAUGUUUCCCAGUGACAUUCCAUUUAUAUGUAUACAUCAGGGUUGUUGCCAAUAUUAUUCCGAAAAAAAAGUCCUUUCUGGAAAAUAAACA